Bradysia coprophila is the source of this 693-nucleotide messenger RNA. RefSeq lists its product as uncharacterized. The record is from RefSeq and is a predicted model, not a curated record. NCBI's taxonomy places the organism in Eukaryota, Metazoa, Arthropoda, Insecta, Diptera, Sciaridae.
AUGUGGGAUAAGAUUGAAAAAACCAAUGAUGAUAUUGAGGAAAGUGAGGUGGAAACGGCAAAAGGUACAAGAGAAUAUUUGAAAAAAGAUUACGAAACGGCUUUCGCGAUGUUAGACAAGGUCGCUCUAAGAAUACAAAGGAAAUUGGAAAAGUAUGAACCGAUAGCAGCACCGUUACAACCGAAUCCAACAGGCAACGCUAAACCGAAUAUCAAACUCAAGGCGAUGGACAUUCCGAUUUUCUCAGGCGAUUACGACAAGUGGAUUUCCUUCCGAAAUAUGUUCGACUCUUUGGUGCACGACAAAACGUACACCGACUUGGAGAAAAUUCACUAUUUAAAGUCGUGUUUGGAAGGCGAUGCGGAACGGGUCAUUUCUCAGUACGAUAUCAAGGCCGAAUCAUACAUACCGGCUUACGACGCAUUGGUAGAUCGUUUCCACAAUGAAGCAAUACUCAUCGAUACACACAUAAUCAAAACCUUGUCGCAACCAAAGCUACACAGAGAAUCUGGUGAUGGUUUGAAAGAAAUGAUGGAUGUUACGUCGGUCAAUAUUCAAGCACUGAAAAGCUUGAAUAUUCAAAUCGACACUUGGGAUCCAAUUUUGUUACUUUUGUUGGUGCAGAAAUUGGACGACGCUACUAGACGGCUGCCAACAGAAAUUCAAAUUCGCAAUCGAGACAACGACGAGUAG